This is a messenger RNA of Zerene cesonia (dogface butterfly), 1766 nucleotides long. RefSeq lists its product as uncharacterized. The transcript has 7 exons. Gene Ontology annotation, biological process: GPI anchor biosynthetic process. Gene Ontology annotation, cellular component: endoplasmic reticulum. The coding region runs from base 350 to 1405 and encodes 351 amino acids. The record is from RefSeq and is a predicted model, not a curated record. Lineage: Eukaryota; Metazoa; Arthropoda; Insecta; Lepidoptera; Pieridae. Gene Ontology annotation, molecular function: hydrolase activity.
UGUCGCUGGCAUAUGCCAAUUCCAUAGUUGUAGGGGGUUGUGUUUUAGUUUGGCCAAUUCACAUUUCACAUAUUACAAUAUGAACUAAAAUUGGCAAUUGUGUUGGCAAUUGCGGAAUGCAAAAUACCUACCUGGUAAGCUGGUACCUGGCAUACGCCACCGGCUACUUUCAAAACGAUGUUUUUAUCUCUGAAUACGUGCGUUUAUUGGGCACUUUGUUUAAUAUCAGUUGACAAUGGACUAUCAAUGAAUUAACAAAGAUCAACUAAUUCGAUUAGAUAAAAGUGAGUGUCAAAUUAAUAGUAAUCAUAUACGUCAAAUCAAUAUAAUAAAAUAAAACGUUUUACACAUGUUUUUACGGAGAAGUGUCUUAUGGAAAUAUCUCAUUGCGGUGUUUCUUGGAGUUGUUCUUUAUAGUGAAUGGUUCGUAUAUACUGUUCAACCACUUUUCUGGAAAACAUUAAAAUGUGAAGAGGAGCAGACUUGCAUAAGAAUAUUAUUCAUUGCGGACCCGCAAAUACAGGGCGACCUAGCGGUGCCUCCUCCAUUAAGUUACCUCUUGAAUUGGGAUAGCGAUAGAUAUUUGAGAUCUGUAUAUUCAGUAGUUGAGAAGCACUUCAAACCUAAUGUGGUGGUGUUCCUAGGGGAUCUUAUGGAUGAAGGCAGUAUCUCUACAACCGCACAGUUUAAUAAUUAUAUUAAAAGAUUGUCAUAUAUAUUCAACCCAUAUUAUCCUGUUGUACAAAUCUGGAUACCAGGUGACAACGAUAUAGGUGGUGAAAAUGAGCCAAUCAAACAUGAGAAAGUGGUGGAUUUCAACACUGCAUACUCUCAACCCUCGGUGAUAGCGUACCACAAUAUCUCAUUUUACAAAGUGAGCACACUUACAAAUGCAAUUCCACGGCCUCUUGAUGGAAGAGAUCUGAACUACAAGAUUGCCAUAUCACAUUACCCUGUGCUGCAAAAUUUGUUUUAUGCAAAACAGGUCAUAAAUUCAAUACACCCAGACAUAUUCUUCUGUGCUCAUGAACACAAAUCAAAAUAUGUGAAGCAAAGACGUGACUUUGGGUAUAAGGAGACUCAUCUUCUGCAGUACAAUGAUCCUGUUCUGAUCAUACCAUUAGAGGAUAGUGAAGAAGUGUAUGAGAUCUAUGUACCUACAUGUUCAUAUCGAAUGGGCACAAGUCAGAUUGGUUUCGGUGCAGCUAUUGUGGAUAGCAGACAGCAGCAUAUGAUGUACACUGUGUUCUGGUCCCCAGGCAGAUUUCCGUACUUAAUAAUUUAUUUAUUUUUUCUUAUCACCAUACUCAUUUACAUUUCGUUGAAUUGUUCUCUGAGGGUAUUAUCAAAAUUCUCCAGUGUUGCCAAGACUGAAAACAUGCAACAAUUAUUACAACGGGCAUAGUAGAGAUUUAUAUGACUAUAUAUGGGGAUUGAGGAAUUCAGAGAUUCCAAAGGAGAAACGUAAUUUAAUUUUUGAUAUGUUGUUAAUCUGAGACUUAAUGCAUAAUAUGACCCUAUUGUCAUCUCUUGCAGCAACAUAUAUAUCAAUAAUCAUACAUAGAAGUACCUCAUCGAUAAAAACGAAUUUAAAUAUUAAAUACUUAUAUGCUUAUUUUUUAAUAACCUACUGCAGAUCUCAAAAGAAUAAAAUAAAUUAUUGUAAUGUCUUAUGUACUUAUAAUCCUGCCUUAAUUAUUACUAAAUUAUUAUUAUUUCCAUAUAGUUAAAAUAAUGUGAUGUGAACAAAUAAUAAUACUGUUAUA